Molecule: messenger RNA, 762 nt
Organism: Prorocentrum cordatum
Lineage: Eukaryota; Dinophyceae; Prorocentrales; Prorocentraceae
Source: the annotation of a GenBank genome assembly
AUGGGCGGAGCGGCAGAGUUUGUCUCCCUCGACUUUGGCUCGGGCGGGAGCCCGGAGCUGCACUGCCGAGCGCGCACGGUCCAUCCCUGCCUCGCCCGCCUCGCGGAGCUGCACUGCUGCUGCGGCCUGCAGCACGGCCGCUGGCGCAGCGCCCUGGUCUCGGUGACGGCGGGCCCGGGCGCGGGCUCGCUGCUGCUCCGCUGCACCCUCGCGGGCGACGCCAGCUCGCUCGCGCUCCCGCUGCUCGACCUCCGGGGCCUGCGCCGCCUGCCUUCCCCCCGCGGCGGCCCGCCCGGCCUGGAGCUGCGGUUUGCGGGCCGCCGCCCGCGGCUGCAGCUCCGGGCGCUGGCCCCGGGGGGCCCCGAGUCGCUGCCGGGGCCGCGCCUGCAGCUGCUGCACGCCUUCCUCGCCGCGCUCGCCGAGGAGCGCCAGAGCCACCGGCGUCCGCGCGCGGUGGUGCCGCUGCAGUGGCCCCUGGAGGAGGGCCGCAAGGCCUCGCUGGAGCACCUGGCGGCCGUGCUGCGCGGGGUGACGCUGGCGUCGGCGGCGGACGUCGGACAGAGGGCGCCCUUCGCCGGGGCUGGGUGCGCCGUUUGCCUGCAGCGCUGGCAGGACGCGGAGCCUGCCGCCUCCGUGGCGGUGCUCCGGUGCGGCCACGCCUUCUGUGAGGACUGCCUCUUCUCCUCGGCCGUCCAGCUGAGAGCCUCCUGUCCCACCUGCAGGGCGGACUUCGGGCCCCCCGGCCAGCGCUCUGCUCCGUAG